Impatiens glandulifera is the source of this 363-nucleotide messenger RNA. RefSeq names its product 60S ribosomal protein L23-like. The coding region runs from base 1 to 363 and encodes 120 amino acids. The transcript is spliced from 4 exons. Gene Ontology annotation, molecular function: large ribosomal subunit rRNA binding; structural constituent of ribosome. Gene Ontology annotation, cellular component: ribosome; cytosolic large ribosomal subunit. The record is from RefSeq and is a predicted model, not a curated record. Gene Ontology annotation, biological process: translation. Lineage: Eukaryota; Viridiplantae; Streptophyta; Magnoliopsida; Ericales; Balsaminaceae.
AUGUCGAAGCGAGGUCUUCCUGUGGCGGCUACAGUCAACUGUGCCGACAAUACCGGCGCGAAGAAUCUCUACAUCAUAUCAGUGAAGGGGAUCAAGGGUCGUUUUAAUCGAUUGUCGUCUGUUUGUGUGGGAGAUAUGGUUAUGGUGACGGUGAAGAAAGGGAAACCUGAUUUGAGAAAGAAGGUCAUGCCUGCUGUCAUUGUUAGACAACAUAAUGCUGGUGUGAUAGUGAAUCCUAAGGGAGAAAUGAAAGGUUCUGCCAUUACUGGUCCAAUUGGAAGGAAUGUGCUGAUUUAUGACCCAGAAUUGCAAGUGUUGCCAAUGCUAUUGUCUGAUAAAACCGGGGGACUCUUUUGCUUUUAA